ACAAAAAUUAAAAAAAUUCUUACGUUUAAAUAAGCCACUUGGAUUAAAUGCGACAUGGCAAUGCCACAAGUAAAAAAUAUGCUAGGUAAUGGUGUCACUGGUGCUAUUGCUGGGGGAGUUGCUGCCGGUGCUGCCUUGCUGUUUGCUGCUCCCGCAAUUGUGCUUGCUUGGUUGCAGCGAAGGAAACCACAAGAUAAUUUCUUUGAUGUACCAGAUAUUCAUUUGGGACAGCUUAAGAGGUUUUCUUUUCAAGAACUACGAGCUGCAACAAAUAAUUUUAGCAACAAAAACAUUCUGGGUAGAGGAGGAUUUGGUAAGGUUUAUAAAGGUCGCUUGGCUGAUGGUUAUCUAGUGGCAGUAAAAAGAAUUAAAGAGCAGUUGACCCUAAGUACAGAGCAGCAAUUCCGAACAGAGUUACAAAUGAUCAGCUUGGCUGUACAUAGGAAUCUGUUACGGCUACGUGGGUUUUGCAUGACGACUACAGAACGAUUACUAGUCCAUCCAUUCAUGGUUAAUGGAAGUAUAGCAUCUUGUGUGAGGGAUCGUCCGAAUUCGGAACCACCACUUGAUUGGAAAACAAGGAAGCGAAAUGCACUGGGAGCUGCAAGGGGGCUUGCUUAUUUGCAUGAUCACUGUGACCCUAAGAUCAUCCACCGUGAUGUGAAAGCUGAAAAUGUAUUGUUGGAUGAGGAAUUUGAAGCUGCUAUUGGAGAUUUCAGGCUGGCUAAACUUAUGGGUAAGGAAGAUACGCAUGUCACCACUGCUGUAUGUGGCACAAUUGGGCAUAUAGCCCCCGAGUACUUCUCAACUGGAAAGUCAUCAGAGAAAACCGAUGUUUUUGGGUAUGGUAUCAUGCUUCUCGAAAUCAUCACUAGACAGAGAGCUUUUGAUCUUGUUCGGCGUCCUAACAAUGAGGAUGUCUUGUUACUUGAGUGGGUAAAAGGGCUUCUGAAAGAUAAGAAGUUAGAAACAUUGGUUGAUUCUGACCUUCAGGAUGCCCACAUGCAAGACGAGGUGGCAGAGCUAAUCCAAUUGGCCCUCUUGUGCACCCGAGCUGACCCUGCAAAUCGACCAAAGAUGUCUGAAGUGGUUAGGAUGCUUGAAGGUAACGGCUUGGCUGAAAGAUGGGAAGAAUGGCAACAAGAGGAAAUAGACUGUCAAGAUAGUAACUGUAAACGCAUUUGAUAAAUAUCAAAGAUCAUCAGGUUUAAAUGCUGUCCGUGAUUCAAGGCAACAUGAUUCAAGCAAGGCAUCAAGUUUAAAUGGGGUUCAAAGAUCAUCAAGCUUAAAUGCUGUCCAUGAUUCAAGCAAGGCAUUUGAUUUUCAAAAUCACAGCAAAUCAGAAUUAAUUGACUCCAGCAAGAAUCCAGCAACUAAUCUCCAAGAUAACAGGAAGAUGCAAUCAACCAUUAAGGCUUCAAAUCAGUGAUUUUAACCAACGGCUAUUUCUGCAAUUAUUGUAAUUAGUAUUCAAAUUUCAUCCUGUAAUUAUAUAUAAAUGGAAAACUACAAC
Rubroshorea leprosula is the source of this 1513-nucleotide messenger RNA. NCBI's taxonomy places the organism in Eukaryota, Viridiplantae, Streptophyta, Magnoliopsida, Malvales, Dipterocarpaceae. The record is from the annotation of a GenBank genome assembly.